Messenger RNA from Jaculus jaculus (lesser Egyptian jerboa), 1305 nucleotides. RefSeq names its product neuropeptide FF receptor 1 (gene Npffr1). Gene Ontology annotation, cellular component: membrane. Lineage: Eukaryota; Metazoa; Chordata; Mammalia; Rodentia; Dipodidae. The transcript is spliced from 4 exons. The record is from RefSeq and is a predicted model, not a curated record. Bases 1 to 1305 code for a protein of 434 amino acids. Gene Ontology annotation, molecular function: neuropeptide receptor activity; peptide binding. Gene Ontology annotation, biological process: G protein-coupled receptor signaling pathway.
AUGGAAGGGGAGCCCCCAGCGCCCCGCAACGGCAGCCGGCCCCCCAGUGCGAACGGGAGCGAGGGCGAGGCCGUCCCGGCGGGCAACCUCACCUGCGCCUACUACCAGCACUCGCGGGCCGUGGCGGCCACGCUCAUCGCCCUCUACGCGCUCAUCUUCCUCCUCUGCGUGGUGGGCAACGCGCUGGUCUGCCUCGUCGUGCUCAAGAACAGGCACAUGCGCACCGUCACCAACAUGUUCAUCCUCAACCUGGCCGUCAGCGACCUGCUGGUGGGCAUCUUCUGCAUGCCCACCACCCUUGUGGACAACCUCAUCACGGGGUGGCCCUUUGACAAGGCCACUUGCAAGAUGAGCGGCUUGGUGCAAGGCAUGUCAGUAUCUGCCUCCGUUUUCACACUGGUGGCCAUUGCUGUGGAGAGGUUCCGCUGCAUCGUGCACCCUUUCCGCGAGAAGCUGACCGUGCGCCAGGCGCUGCUCACCAUCGCGGGCAUCUGGGCGCUGGCGCUGCUCAUCAUGUGUCCCUCGGCCGUCACGCUGACCGUCACGCGCGAGGAGCACCACUUCAUGGUGGACGCCCGCAACCGCUCCUACCCGCUCUACUCGUGCUGGGAGGCGUGGCCCGAGCGGCGCAUGCGCAAGGUGUACACGGCCGUGCUGUUCGCGCACGUGUACGCGGCGCCGCUGGCGCUCAUCGUGCUGCUGUACGCGCGCAUCGCGCGCAAGCUGUGCCAGGCGCCCGCGCCCGCGCCCGCGGCGGAAGCGGCGGCGGAGGGCGGCCGCGGGUCGCGCCGGCGGGCGCGCGUGGUGCCCAUGCUGGUGGCCGUGGCGCUGUUCUUCACGCUGUCCUGGCUGCCGCUCUGGGCGCUGCUGCUGCUCAUCGACUACGGGCAGCUCAGCGAGCCGCAGCUGCGCGCCGUGGCGGCCUACGCCUUCCCCUGGGCGCACUGGCUGGCCUUCCUGCACAGCAGCGCCAACCCCGUCAUCUACGGCUACUUCAACGAGAACUUCCGCCGCGGCUUCCAGGCCGCCUUCCGCGCCCAGCUCUGCCAGGCGCCGCGGCACGCUUACUCCGAGAGGCCCGGGCGCCUCCUGCGCCGGCGGGCCCUGGUGGACGUGCAGCAGCAGCCCAGCGACUCGGCGGCGCUGCGGUCCGAGUCGGGCCCCAGCAGCGCGGGCGCCACCGGGGCCCCGCCCAGGCCCGGACGCCUGCCGCUGCGCAGCGGGCGAGUGGGGCACCGGGCUGGGCUCGAAGAGAGACCCGGCUGCAACCAUCUGCCCCUCACUAUCCCAGCCUGGGAUAUCUGA